CUCAUCUCCCGGUCUCAACUCCCACCCACGUCGUACGCUCGCCAUGUUUGAGCGCACGCUGCAGGACCUUAUUCGUGGCCUGCGCGCGCACAAGGCGUCGUCGCGCGCGCAGGAGGAGGCCUUUCUCGCCGAGGCCAUGGCUGAGAUCCGCACCGAGCUUCGCGGCAAGGACAUGAGUCUCAAGGCCGAGGCCGUUUUGAAGAUGUGCUAUCUCAUGAUGCUCUACCCCACACCGCCGCCAACCGGAUUCGCAUUCCAUGUCGUCGAGGUCAUGAGCUCGCCGCGGUAUCAUCAAAAGCAACUCGGCUACAUGGCUGCGCCGAUGGCAUUCACGGGCGAGACCGAGGAAGUCGUCCUCACCGUGAAUGGGAUCAAGAAGGACCUGAUGAGCCCGCACCUUCCCAUCCCGCCGCUUCCGCUCAGCUCACUCGCGCACCUCCUCGGCCUCUCUCCCUCGCUCGCACACACACUCCACCCCGACCUGCUGCAGCUACUCACACACUCGAGCGCGCGUAUCCGCAAGCGCGCCGUCCUCUGCCUCCUUCCUUGUUGGGAGGCAUACCCCGACGGGCUGCGCGAGGGCUUUCCCCGUGUCCGCGAGCGCCUUCUCGACGAAGAUCAGGGCGUCGUUGGCGCCACCGUAAACGUCGUCAUGGAGCUCGCGCGACGGCAGGGCGGGAAGAACUACGUCCCCCUCGCGCCCGAGUUAUUCUCGAUCCUCACCAGCUCGAGCAACAACUGGAUGCUCAUCAAGGUCGUCAAGCUUUUUGCUAUUCUCACACCCCUCGAGCCCCGCCUUGUGCGCAAGCUUCUUCCACCACUCACCAGCCUCAUCUCCUCCACCUCCGCCAUUUCGCUGCUUUACGAGUGCGUGCGCACAUGUAUUGUGGGUGGCAUGCUCGAUCCCGAUAGACCAGAAGGCGACGCGCUUGCCCGCGUUUGCGUCGACAAGCUGGGCGGCUAUCUACGCGAUGAGGGCGGCGACCAAAAUCUCCGCUACAUUGCGCUUCUGGCAAUGGUCAACAUUACACCCACACAUCCUAACAUGGUCGCCGAGUACCAAGACGAGAUCAUGCAAAGUCUCGACGACGCCGACUUGUCAAUUCGCAUGCGAGCGCUCGAGCUGAUCACCGCAAUGGUGGAUCGCGAGAACAUCCAACCUAUUGUCGACCAGCUCCUCACGCACCUCGCACCACCAGAAGAGCCAGUACAGCAGUCGGCCGUCAGCGCUCUCGCUGCCGUGGCGGCGAAGGCGAACGGUGCCAAAAGUGACCCCGCGGUGACUGCGCAGAAUAUCUCCUUCUCGCACAGCUACCGACUGCUGUUAACACAGCGACUGCUCGACAUUAUCUCGCGUGACACGUACGCAAACGUUACCGACUUUGAGUGGGUCGUCUCGGUACUUGUCGACGUUGCGUACGUUUCGCGCGUCGACCUCGGGUCACGAAUUCGAGACAUGCUUCUCGAUGUCGUGGGCCGCGUCAAGAGCGUGCGUGGGUACGCGGUACGAGUGCUGGAGAAGGCAGUGGGCGACGAUGACCUCCGUGACCGCGCCAAUGAGAGCCCAUCUGGCUGCGAAGCCGGCCUGCUGGAAGCGGCUGUCUGGAUCUGUGGCGAGUACGCCAGCGAGCUUGGAUCCUCGCUAAGCGCCAUGUCCAACAUUCUUCCACCAUCACUACCCCGGAGCGCUCCCUCCCUAGCUGUGCUCUCCGUCCAUGCCGAAGCCAAAGUGUUCGCGCACUACGCCGCGCGAGCAUCUGAGGAAUGGUCUAAGGAGAAGCACGCCGAGGCCAAGAAUGUGGUUGCGAGUGUUCGCAAGGGGCUUGCCCCAUUCCUCUCCUCUUCCGAUAUCGAUAUCCAGGAACGCGCAUUCGAGCUUACUCAACUUUUAGCGUUUGUUGAUGCGGAUUUGGCUAAGCACGUGCCACCGUCGCGGGCGUCGUCCGGCAUCCCUGGCGUGGACGGUGGCUUCGAGAACGAGUCGAAGGAAGGGGAACCGCCAUAUCCCAAAUCGCUCUUCCUCUUCCAGCCUCUUUUUACAGGGCACGAGCUGAACUCGGUCGGCUAUCGCGCGCAGGAGGCCGUGCGCAUCCCCGAGGGCCUCGACCUCGAAGCUGAAAUUGUGCCACGGGGUGGUUUCCUCGAAAUUGAAGAAGACGCUGCUUCCGAGGAAGAGGAGGCAGAGCGUGAGGUUGACCUCGGCACGGGUGGUGGCGCCGGCAUGGACGAGCUUCGUCGCGUACUGCGUGAUCAGGAGCGCGCUCGGCGCGGCAAGAAGAAGAAGAGCGAUAUGACGCCCGAGGAGCGGGCGGAACGACGGAAGCGCAAGGCGGCACGGCGGGAGCGCGCUAAGAACGACCCCUAUUACUUGUAUGACGAGAAGGACGCAGACGCAGAUGACGAUGUGGACGACAUCCCCAUCGUGCGCCUUGACGAUGACUUGAAAGCGGCUGGGCCAUCAAGUCGUGCGUAUACGCUCGACCAACCUGACAGCAGCACCAAAGAAGACUAGGCUCAAGCGCACGCCCAAGACUGCCGCGCCACCAAUAGACUUUGACCGAGCCGGCGAGAUGCCUGAGGGCGCAGCGCCCGUCCCCACCGCACAAGCGACUGCUGCCAAGUCGGGCCUCGCGGCCAUCGACCUCUCCGCGCCCGUGACGCCGCACGGGCGGUACGAGGAGUACACAGAGGGCGAUGGCCUGCCGCCGCGAGAGCCAGCCCCGUCUCCGCCACAGGGCGCGGCCCCGGGGGCGGAUGUGCCCGCCGACGAGGUCGAGGUGAAGGUGAUUAAGCGGAAGAAGAAGAGCAAGAAGCCACGCGCGGUGGCAUGAUGAUGUCUGGCCCCGCUAUGUAGAAGGGCGGAGGGCGUCGAGUAUGGCCGCGCAGGCGAGGGCGCAGAUGCAUCAGCAACGGUGUUAGUAGUUGGGCCGUUGUCGGGGAUGCAUAACUCAUUUACUUUGC
Molecule: messenger RNA, 2961 nt
Organism: Cutaneotrichosporon oleaginosum
Lineage: Eukaryota; Fungi; Basidiomycota; Tremellomycetes; Trichosporonales; Trichosporonaceae
Biological process (GO): intracellular protein transport; protein targeting to vacuole; Golgi to vacuole transport
Cellular component (GO): endosome membrane; membrane coat; AP-3 adaptor complex
Source: RefSeq, a predicted model, not a curated record